Diorhabda sublineata is the source of this 3603-nucleotide messenger RNA. It is a transcript of the gene PIG-O, whose product is annotated as GPI ethanolamine phosphate transferase 3. Gene Ontology annotation, cellular component: endoplasmic reticulum membrane. Bases 263 to 3466 code for a protein of 1067 amino acids. The record is from RefSeq and is a predicted model, not a curated record. The transcript is spliced from 6 exons. Gene Ontology annotation, biological process: GPI anchor biosynthetic process. Gene Ontology annotation, molecular function: mannose-ethanolamine phosphotransferase activity. Lineage: Eukaryota; Metazoa; Arthropoda; Insecta; Coleoptera; Chrysomelidae.
AUAUUUGUAAACACAUUAUUUUUUCAAUUGUUAUAUACUUUUUUGUUUGUAAUUUGUUUCUUGUGAUAUUUGAAAAGCAAACAAUCAGCUAUCAUAAUUUGACAGAUAAGCUUUGAAUAAUAUAAAGCUCAACACUAUAGUUAGAAAAGGGAACUCUUGAACCUUUUAUUUUACUCGUGUUUCUGACAGUUCACUAGCAGUUCAACUAAGAUUAUAGUUCACCAAGUGACUUCAGUUGGGCAGGUUGAUAGUGAAAUGGGAGAUGGGCAAUAAUUGUUAUUUAUAUCUAUUAUUUUUACUAUGGCUAAGUUAUUUAAUAAUUUCUUCAGUAUUACUAUUCGCUCGGGGAUUCUUAUUAACAAGGACUGUUCAAAGAAAAAAUUCAACGUGCCUAUCACAUAGGGAUAUUCCCUGUAGUGAUAAUCCGGCUUUUCAGUUAAAUUUUGAUGAACAAGAACAAUGUUCUGUCGAAGAUAAGAUUAAUUCCUUCAUUACAAAAUACCAUAGUGCCUCUUCGGUGUGUUUACCUCCUAGAACACGAGUGGUUUUACUAAUAGUAGAUGCCUUAAGAUAUGAUUUUACAGUUUAUGAUAAUAAAAUUGAAAAUCCACUGCCUUUUCAAAAUAAGUUACCUAUUAUUAAUCAACUCUUGAAUCAAUAUGCUGACUAUUCUAGACUUUACAAAUUUGUUGCUGAUCCUCCAACAACUACGAUGCAGAGACUGAAAGCAUUUACAACAGGUAGUCUUCCAACCUUCAUAGAUGCUGGAUCAAAUUUUGCAAAUUCUGAAAUAAUUGAAGAUAAUAUUGUGGAUCAGCUUUUGAGACAUAAUCAUCAGGUUGUGUUCAUGGGGGAUGAUACCUGGAAUGGUUUAUAUCCUAAUAGGUUUAUAAGAAAUUUUCCAUAUCCUUCAUUUAAUGUUUGGGAUUUGGAUACUGUAGAUAAUGGCGUGAAAGACCAUCUGUUUACUGAGCUGGAGAAAAAUGACUGGAGUUUGUUGAUAGGUCAUCUUCUAGGUGUAGAUCAUUGUGGGCAUAAAUAUGGACCAAAUCAUCCUGAAAUGACUAGAAAAUUAGGAGACAUAAAUCAAAUUAUUGAGCAAGUAGUUUCAAAAAUAAAUAAAUCUGAGGAUGUGAUACUAUUUGUAAUAGGAGAUCAUGGAAUGACAUCGACAGGUGAUCAUGGUGGUGAAAGUGAAGAUGAAGUAACAGCUGCUAUGUUUGUUUAUUCAAGUCAAAUUCUGUCAAGCACCGAUGUUGCUACACACACUGUCAAACAAGUGGAUUUGGUACCAACAUUAAGUACAAUUUUAGGUGUACCAAUUCCCUUUCAGAAUUUAGGAAUUUUAAUAUUAGACAGCUUACCAAUUGUAACAAAAAAUGCAGGAUUUAAUAACUGGAAAUUCAGUAUGUAUUCCUUGUGGGCAAAUGUUCAACAAGUAUUUGAAUACAUAAAGGAAUAUGCGGAAAACGAAGGAACAUUUGAUGAAGAAGUAUUGAAAAAUUUUCAACAGAGAUAUUCAGUUUUAAACGCUAAAAUAAUAGCUGUUGAUAAUGAAGAUAAGUUUCAAGCAUUUUCAGAGGAUCUGAAAAAAUUUCUUUUGGAUUUGCGUCAGUUAUGUGAAAGCUUGUGGGUUCAAUUUGAUUCAUAUUCCAUGGCACGUGGUUUACUUUUCUUAUUUCUAACAACAUUUUUUGUUUAUGUUAUAACAGAUGGAAUCACACCUGAUACCCUUCUUAAAGUAUUUUCUAGUUCAUAUAUUUUUUGUUCUUAUGCUAUAUUGGUUUUAUCGGCUUGUGCAACAGCUAUUGCAUACUAUUUCAAGCUAGUAGAUGAUUUGGUUAAGACAAUUUUCUUUGCUACUGGCUUUUGUUCACAAAUAAUGUUAGCUUUACUGGUAGUACAAAACUGGGACAUUAUAACAUCUAAUUGGUAUUCAAAAAGUAAAAUUAAUACUGCAUCGAAUGUAAUUUGUAGAUUUGUACUUGCCCUUAACGUUGGUGGAUUAUUUUCAAAUAGUUAUAUAAUAGAAGAAUCUUUUGUUCUUCUGUUUCUAUUGGUCACUGUGGUAUUAAUUGGCUCUAUAGGUAUAACUUCUCAGAAAAUUGGUACUUCUAAAAAGAAAUUGGUUUCAAAAUUUUGGAGUCGGUCCAAAUUUAAAUUUAUAGUACUCGCUGUUUUGGUAGCAGUUUUUGUGAGGGGCUCUGCUUACUACUGGCGGUGCCGACAAGAGCAGCAAUGGUGCAUAGGAUCAUACCAUGAAGUUGGCAACAAUACAAAGACAGAAACCACAAAACUUCAAUGGACAAUUACUGUAAUUUUUCUAGGAUUGUUUGUAUUUAUGAGUAAAGAAUGGUUGAGGAAUGCAGGAAAUAUGAAUGGAUAUUCUUCAACUGUAACUGUUGCAAAAUUUUUACCGACCACUAUUGUAGUUUGUAUGUCUGGAUAUUGGGCAAUGGUAAGAGUUUCCUCUCAUAAAAAAUUUGUGGGAUCUUUGAAUUCCGUUAACUCUCUCGCUUGGAGUGUUUAUGGUUUGACCUCUCUAGGAAUUCUAGUUUGUUUACUUAAACCUUUAUAUACAUACGUUUUGCCCAAUAAGAUUUUAUCACAAGAUGUUAACAGCAUACCAGCACUGUUCAAGAAACUUAAGAAUGAUAUUACUGCUCAAGAAAAAAAUAAUGAUGAUAUCCCAAUAGUAUAUGGAAUGGGAACCCUAUACAGUGCAGCAUUUGUUACCAUUGGAGUAUACUUGACGUUACUAUUUGCUCUGCUUUUAGGAGACGCAACAGCUCCAUCUGCUGUCAUAAUGUUUUUGACAGCUGCGUUUAUCCUAAUAGUAACAUCUGUUCUUCGAAUUGGUAGUGCAGAAAACAUAGACCAGUUAUUCGAUGUUCCCAAUAUAUCUAUAGCUGUAUGGAUAAUACUGUCCCAGUAUUUUUUCUACGCAUCUGGACAUCAGCCGUCAUUCCCGAAUAUAUCAUGGGAAGCUGCUUUCAUCGGUACAAGCGGGAUAUUUUCCAAUAACUUCAUUCCUGGAACACUAAUUAUUUUAAAUACAUUUUGUUCUUAUGUUUUGAUGGGUGUACUGCUACCAUUAGUAUUAAUUACGCCAUUCACAGUAUUUGUAAUGAUUCCUUCUCUAUGUGAAAAGAAACCUGAUUUCAGGGUGGAUGCUUCUAGAGGCGAAGUCCUUUUAUUUGAAAGAGACAAAAUGAUGAUGACUUCAAUGUUUACGUUAGCUUGUAAAUAUAUUUUGGGUCAUGCUAUACGGGUAUUUGCUAGUAUGUUGGCCGCUACAAUACAUUGCCGUCAUCUGAUGGUAUGGAGCAUAUUUACUCCAAAAUUAAUCUUCGAAUCUAUAGGGAUGUUUGUCACUUUGGCUUCAGUGAUUGCUGGCUACAUUAUACUUGUAAGAGUCAAUCAAAAAGCUGAAUAUUUUAUACAAUCGAUUAACAAAAUGAGUUGAUUAGUUAAAUGUUGAGUUAAUUAAAAAUGUUGUUUUAUUUAAAAUUAAUCAAUAACAUAAAGUAUUUGUAUUUGCAUUUUUCCAUGUAACAAAUAUACUGUGAUCGUUAUAGUAGUAAUAAAAAUAGAUUUUUCAAA